UCGAGGGGAUUUAUGUUUAUGGAAAAUCUAUUUUUAUUCUAAUAACCAAACGGAGAACGUUUCUAUCAAAAUGCUAACAAAUUUACGUGGCGUCUCUCCGCUAUCGGAAACAAUGUCGGAUAACACGUUUGAGAGACAGCAUGCCUUAAAAGCUACUAUAACGAAGUCACCAUCCUUGAAUCCAGUGUUUGCGGUAAAACCGGGUAUAUUGAAGAAUUAUUCAGAUAAAAACGGGAAUGAUGUUAGCAAAAGUGUUCAGAAAGGCGGCAGGAAGACGUUUGUGUUUUGGACGCUGGUUUGUUUGCUGUUUGUUUUAGCCAUCGGUAAUCUUCUGCUCACCUUUACAAUAAUAGCUGUCCUCAGACUUGGACACGGUCUAGAAAGCAUGGAGUUCCUCCCAGAACACAAUGCUAUAAAGUUCUUUGGCAAAACGAACCUGGAUCACAUUUACAAGAAGGAUGGAGUAAUUGAAAGUUUUCGGGACGUUCCGAUGACUUUGAGCAGCGAUAAUGGAUCUGUAAUGGUCAAUUUGCAGUCGAGGCUCUCACGUCAAGAUACCCACCUGAUAGUGAACACCUCUGGGGUUUUCAUCCGCGGCGUCAACUCUUUCGAGCUGGUGGAACCCGCUACUGGUGAGCGCGUCUUCAGCACGAACGACGCGCGUAUAUCGCUCGCUCAGCCGCUCAAUAACUUGCUGGCCAAGCAAAUAUCUACCAAGCGUCUCUCUUCUCCGGUUGACGAGGACCUGCUUAUCCGUUCAGACACCUCUCUCCACCUUCAAGGAGCUGAAGGCACUAGGAUGGAAAGCAAGGACAUCCACUGGAACGCAGAUCAGGAUAUACACCUUAAAUCCAUCAAUGGUUCUAUAGUCUUAAGCGGAAAGGAGGGGGUAUUUAUUGACGUCCGGUACCUUCCUAUAGCAAUGCCUCUAAAUAGGGAUAAUAGAGGCGUAGGGCAAUUCAAAGUAUGUGUCUGUAUGCCCCAGGGGAAAUUAUUCAGAGUCGCUGUACCUACGGGGCAAAAAGUAACAUGUUCUCAUGUUAAUAUGACUGGUGAUUUAAAUCCGUGUUUGUAAUUCAUCCUUUUCGUAGUUGCAAUAAAGAGCAAGAGUAACAUGUUAUAUAUUCGUGGUCGUUUAAGGUACCUUGCUUAGAUAUGGUAACUGGUGCAAUUUAAAGAGAUUUUGUACAAACGGGAAAUUUUUAAGAGUUGCUGCUCUACGGCGCUCGGCUUGAUUAUUUCUACAGAAAAAAUAUUUCACAGUAGAGAUUACCUAUGGAGUAAUUAUAACAAAUAACAUCGUUGACCCGUCUUCGGGGACCGUCUGAUCACUAUCUGAUCCGCAGCAUCGUACUGAUCAUGAAUUGGCGAGAGACUUGUAAAUAAUUGUUAAAGCCUGCCAUUCCGCUACUACACAGAGACGAUGACGCUGGCACAUGAUGUGAAAGAGAAAGCUGAUGGAAGCUGGCUCCUGGGCUGGCCUUAUAGCAUCCAAGUCGACUCUUGAUGACCAAGGUGCACCACCACCGCAUAUUCCGCUUUGCGACUCAUACAUACAUCCCGAAGAUAAAAUUCCGGCAUAGCACAUUUCACCUUGGGCAUUCAUAUAUCGAGCGGGCCAGAUGGCAUUCCUGCGAUAUCCCGGCAACGCACCUCUUCACCCCUGGUGUUACGGAUGUACAUAGACGCUUGCCUCACCAUAUGCGAUCAAGUGAGUCUCCUGCCCGUUUGUCCAAUUUUUUUUUAUUUAAAAGUAAGAUUUACUGUUUGUAAUGUAUUGUAACUGAUGCAGUAUGAAUGUUUUUGUAUGCCCCAAGGUAAAUUGUUUAGUUAUGCCCCAAUAAUGGGGUUAUAGGGUCCAUCAGUUACAAUACAUUACAAACAGUAAAUGUUACUUUGCCCCAUAUUAAUGGGGCAUAAUAUAACAUGUUAAUUGGAGACCGUAUGAAGCUAUAUUAGUAAUUAAGUGUUUAGUAAAUUACUUACUAAGUAGGUUUAAUUUAAGAAGUAUUAUAGCACAACGUUAUAAUAGCGGGUAUUAUAUCAUAAUUACUUUUUUUAUAUCUUAAAUAAUAUGUUGCAAAAAAUAUAAUAUGUAUAUAUGUAACAGGAAAGUGUAGUGGAUGUAAUUUUUUUUCUAAAAUAUGGACUAUUGAAUUGAUUACAUCGAAAUAAAUUGUAUAAUUUUAUGAUUCGUUUACAAUUGUAUUAUACGUUGGUAUAUGUGUAGACAUUCAACUUUUGAUAAACGACGAAAACUUUGAGGGCCUGUCAAAACAUAUUGUUUAUUUUUUUCUGUCUUUCUUUUCCACUAACAGAGAAAUAUCUCUUAUGCUAUGUAUACUGACAGGUCUGGUUAAUUGCUGGUUAUGUAGAUACUGAGUUUCGACAUUAAUAACCAUUUAUGUUUCCGAUAGAAAAAUAAAACAUUAAAAUAAACGUAAAAGCGAUGUCUCUUGUUACACUACUAAAUGACGACGUAUUUGAAGAUCUAUUAAAAUAAUUCUGGCAGCCGGAUUCUAUGUUUGACACUUAAAUUUGCCACGCGUUAUCCUUAUCCAGCUGUUAGGUCACGCUCGUAUAUCUAUGGUCAAACUAGUCCCAGCCAACCAAUAUAGAACGUCAUUGCAGCCAACUGAAAAUGCUGCAAAUGCAAAUUGCCAUCAUGGUCCGAGAGCUGCCACCAAUUAACCACCAACGAACGAAUUAAUCUGUCAUCGCAUCCGCCUUUCGUUCUAUAGAGUUUAGUCUAUGGUAGUGCAAGAGUGUCAAUAAGAAAUGUCACUGUCAGAUCAAGCGCGGUUAAAUUCAGGAAACAUCGUGUACAAUGUCACCAACUUAUCUGUGAACUGAUGGGUGUCGCCAUCGUUGUUUCAGUGUUGCUAAUUAAUUCCAUUGUACACAAAAGUCGGGGCAUAUUUAACGCUUAAAAUCCAGAAGUAUCACAAUAAAACACACGGAACACUCGAAAGUAGUAGACACUGACAUUCGAAUGACAUUUCAACAUUCAUUCAUGCGAAAGUAGUUCUUAUUUUUGCCACUUCACUGAUAAGUUGGUAUUACUGUAAAUGGUAUUUUGUAAAAUAAAACGAGUAAAUCAGGGGAAAACAGCAGUUUCUAUUUAAAUCCCUACACGUCCUAUAAAUAGAAGUGUUAAGAAAACCCUGGUCUUGUCAUGCUUUAGUCAUUGGCAACAGUCACUAUGUGAAGUACACAUAAAUUAAUUGUUGUAUUACUUAUAAGUUACUUAUUAAAUGUUUGAUACAUAUCUA
Messenger RNA from Leptidea sinapis, 3272 nucleotides. RefSeq lists its product as uncharacterized. Gene Ontology annotation, cellular component: sarcolemma; sarcoglycan complex. The coding region runs from base 71 to 1075 and encodes 334 amino acids. The record is from RefSeq and is a predicted model, not a curated record. NCBI's taxonomy places the organism in Eukaryota, Metazoa, Arthropoda, Insecta, Lepidoptera, Pieridae. Gene Ontology annotation, biological process: muscle organ development. The transcript is spliced from 4 exons.